CGUCCACACACCUUCACGUGAGCUACCGUGUCCAUGCAGUUCGAUACACGCACCCUUUCCCAACAGUCACAGGCAGCCAACCACAGCAACGCACCCUUUCCCAAUCAGGCAAGAGCAGUCAACCACAGCAAGAGCACAAAUGCAUCAAGAGGAAGAAAUCCCUGGGCAGGGAGUCGCUGAAUCACUCAGAGCCAAGCACGCAUCCUCUGUACUUGAUUUUUCUGUUCUAUCUAUCUUUCUAUCUAUAUUUCUCUUUUGCCUUUCUGUCUCUUUGCACACAACACGCACAACGAUUGAAAAAGUAUCAACACUCCACUUACAGUAUCUGACCGAUCGAUAUCUCUCGCCUGCCCUGAAGUGGCGAUGAAGACAUGCACUGACAACACACAGAUGUUGCCAGUCAGUUCAGUCGCUACCCCUCCCUCUCUCACUGAACACAUCCCACGCUACAUGAGGCAGCGAUUGCAUUGAAAGGAUAAAGAUACUAUAUACAAAAUCAGCAAUAUUAACCAUACUAUCGGAAAGAGACAUUGCAUCAAUUGCCCGCAAGAAGAAGCGGACACAACUCAUCCAGCCCGGCCACGCCCUCUCCCUCUCUCCCACAUGCACACAUACAGCCAGAUAGCCAGACAGACAGACAGACAGACGGGGAGAGAGAGAGAAAGAAAACGAGCACGUCGGCAUAGUACACCACAACACAUCCAUAGGCCAGUGACGAAAACACAGUUAUUGUGCACACAAACAGCUGGGCACACAAACAGCCAACGCACACAGUAAGUCUUAGUUAGUAGAUCAGAAGUCUGGUUGGAAGAUGGCAUCCAAGUCGUGCAGUUUCUUCACCAACGGCACCAUGAUUUGCUGCAGCAGAUAACGACACGACAGAUAAACAAUUUGCUGCAGCUCGUGUGGGAUCAGCUUAUCACACUUACAGCUGGGCACACAAACAGCCAACGCACACAGUAAGUCUUAGUUAGUAGAUCAGAAGUCUGGUUGGAAGAUGGCAUCCAAGUCGUGCAGUUUCUUCACCAACGGCACCAUGAUUUGCUGCAGCAGAUAACGACACGACAGAUAAACAAUUUGCUGCAGCUCGUGUGGGAUCAGCUUAUCACACUUACUCGUAUGACCCGUCCGAUGUCACCAAGAAGACCGGCUUCUGACCUUGAGUCUUUUCCAGCGUCUCCACGAAGUCGCCAUCCUUCAGUGCAAGAGAAAUGGAGAACGAUCGCAUGACAGAUGACCACGGGUGACCAUAGAUAAACGAAUGUGUGCAACAUACCCCAGCCACGAAGACCACCGCUGCGAUCUCGGGGUCGUCGGCCAUGUCUUUCAGCAUGUCAGCGAUUGCGAUGUCAGCACCCUUCUGCUUGCCAUUUGACUUCACCCUACACACAAGAGGGGGCAGGUGCGUCUGUUCUCUCGCCAUGAUGUGUGUGUCGCAUCUCCCAUACCGGGCCUCGUGGAUCUUGGCCAUGUGUUCAAUGCCCUUGUGGAAGUUCUUGAGAGCUCUCUGGGCUGCCAU
Messenger RNA from Vitrella brassicaformis, 1519 nucleotides. NCBI's taxonomy places the organism in Eukaryota, Vitrellaceae. The record is from the annotation of a GenBank genome assembly.